AUGAACGACCAAGGAGAGCCUUCCUUCAUGGCCAAGAUGUCGGGCUCUUUCAGCACAAUGUGCCUCGGCAUGGCCCUGUUCCCAUGUGCACUCCUCCUUAUCGGGUACAACGAGAAGAGCUACAUGUGUGUUCACAAGAACAUCUUGUAUGCAUCCAAGAGAGCCGAGGUCAUGAACUGUGAUGCCCAACCACACUGGAUGUCGGACAUGGUCGCGUACGUGUCCUGUCCUAUCAAGCAGGAGAGUCUCAUGCCAUUCACCCCAGCAUCAUUUGGCACGGCAUCCCUGGGGAGUUCCAUACAGUUCAGGUCAGUCGCUGGCGCACAGAAAGCCGAGAUGUUUCAGUGCGUGGAGUCGGUCAGAACUGAGACCCAGAAGGACAAGACGAAGAUCAAGAUCUACAGCUAUCACAUGGAGUGGCGAGAUUCCUACGUUGACUCCAGCAGGUUUUCGCAAAUGCACCAAGCCCAUCUGGCGAGACAGAAUGGUUGUCCCGGCUUCUUAAGCAACCCUCCGUGGCCACACGAUGUUCCUCAACGUGUUCAGAGUGCCGCAGCACACUCGGUCCAGGUGGGACCACUGACUGUGAGCAAAGACCUCAUCCAAGGUGGUGGAUCUGGCUAUGGUGGGUUGCAUCCGGAUAUGAGCAACCCCAUUCCGUUGCACAGCUUUGCCCACAAGUUCAAAGCUGCGCACACGCUGAUAGGCCCACAGGCACAUGGAUAUGCAUCCAUCACGCCGCACAACACGGCCAUUGGUCCCACGGGAUCCUAUGUCGUCACGUGCAGUGCCCAGAGGUUUGGCUGCAUGCGUCUCAGCUACUACAAGAACUGGGACACCGGAGCAUCUGUCAUCAGUGCUGUGCAAGGAGGUCAAAGUACACCGAUUGACAUCCCUGCCAGCUGGGGCUGCUCCGCAGACCAAUACGAUGCCUUGGUGGGAGGAGUGCAAUCUCUGCAAGCUUUUUCGACAUCCCUUGAAGAAGCCAAUACUACGGCUACCUGGAUGCUGCGAUUCGUGGGCCUCUGCUUUGCUUGGAUUACAGUGUGGUGCUGCUUCCAGCCCAUUUCUGCUGCAGCUGAUGGUGUUGGGGAUUGUCUCAACUUGAUUCCCUGCGUUGGCAGCUGCCUGCAGGACAUGCUCGAGGGUGUCGUGGACGCGGUGCUUUGCGUUGUGUCCUGCUGCUUCGGCUGCUCUUGCGGGCUGAUGGUCCUGGGCAUCGUUUGGCUCGUCAUGCGACCUCUGAUCGGCGGUGUCCUGCUGCUGAUUUGCGCCGCCCUGGGAAUAGGAGCCUACUUCCUGGCGAAGCAGAACAAGGGCGACAAGGACAGUGACAAGGGGACCCUGCUGGCUGCGAACGGUGAUGAAAACGCGUGA
Messenger RNA from Symbiodinium sp. CCMP2456, 1377 nucleotides. The record is from the annotation of a GenBank genome assembly. NCBI's taxonomy places the organism in Eukaryota, Dinophyceae, Suessiales, Symbiodiniaceae.